Corapipo altera (White-ruffed manakin) is the source of this 1009-nucleotide messenger RNA. RefSeq names its product extensin-like. The record is from RefSeq and is a predicted model, not a curated record. NCBI's taxonomy places the organism in Eukaryota, Metazoa, Chordata, Aves, Passeriformes, Pipridae.
CCAAAGCAGGGGAACCCCUAAUUAGAGGGGAAUCCCGCUAAUUAAAGAGGGAACCCCCCAUUUCGGUGCCUCUGCUCCGCUGGCCCCGCCCACUCCAGCCUGGCACGCGCUGGGCACGCCCCUUGGGGCGGGGCACGAGAUGGCUCCACCCACCCCCUUGACCACGCCCAUCUCAUUAUGCCUUCGGGGCACGGCCCUCAAGGCCCCGCCCCUCACCACUUUUGGGUGUGUGAUGGGCAUGGGGUUUUUAGGCUCCACCCCCUGGCGGCGGCCCCGCCCCUCCCACGCAGGCAGCGCUGGGCCGGGGGCGUCUCCCCAAACCCCUCCUCUUUUGGGGCGUGUCCCCUCCGGGCCCCGCCCCUUUGUCCCCCCCGUCGCCCACCCCCGUGGCCCCCGGGCCCCCCCCCGGCCCAUUCGCCCCAGCCCGGCCGCGCCAUGAGCCACCUCGGGGCCCCGCUGCUGCUGCUGGGGCUGCUGGGGGCACUGGACCCCCCCCCGGCCGCGGGGCAGGACCCGGGCCCGGCCCCGAGCCCCCACCCCACCGCCCGCCCCAACGCCACCAGGCCGGUGUUCCCGUGUGGGGGGGACCACCGAGGGGAGUCGGGGUUCAUCGCCAGCGAGGGCUUCCCCCGGCACUACCCCCCCCCCCCCCCCCCCACAAUGUCCCCCCAGGUCCCCGAGGGCCAGGUGGCCACUCUGUCCUUCCGUGUCUUCGACCUGGAGCCGGACCCCCUGUGCCGCUUCGACUCGCUCUCGGUGUUCGGGGGGCACGGCCCGGGGGCGCCGCUCUUGGGGCGUUUCUGCGGCACGUUCCGGCCGGGGGCUCUGCGGGCCCCCCACAACCGGCUGCGGCUGCGCAUGGAGAGCGACGGCGGCACGGCCGGGAGGGGGUUCCUGGCCUGGUUCAGCGCCGGCAGCCCCCCAACUAACGGGCCCCCCCAGGGACGGCGGCGCUCGGGGGUCUCUAAUAAACCCCAUUUUUUCGGGGAGUCCUGGCACUAUUUUGAUG